Sphaerulina musiva SO2202 is the source of this 2178-nucleotide messenger RNA. RefSeq names its product dynamin GTPase. The transcript is spliced from 2 exons. The record is from RefSeq and is a predicted model, not a curated record. The coding region runs from base 1 to 2178 and encodes 725 amino acids. Gene Ontology annotation, cellular component: membrane; cytoplasm; microtubule. Gene Ontology annotation, molecular function: GTPase activity; GTP binding; microtubule binding. Lineage: Eukaryota; Fungi; Ascomycota; Dothideomycetes; Mycosphaerellales; Mycosphaerellaceae.
AUGCUUGCGACAGCCUCGCUUGAUGGCCUGCAGAGCAAGGAAUACCGCCAGAUUCUGGACAUGGUCGACCGUCUCCGCACCUGCGGCCUGGGAUCGAUACUUCCUCUGCCCCAGCUUGUAGUAUGCGGUAACCAGUCGUCGGGCAAGUCUUCAGUGCUCGAGGCCAUCACGGAAGUCCCAUUCCCGCGCAAGGAGAACCUUUGCACUCGAUUUGCAACAGAGAUCAUCUUGCGUCGUGACCAGACUGAGUCAAUCCACACCAAGAUCAUCCCAGACAGCGCGCGCCCAGAAGCCGAGAAGAUUAAGCUGUCAGCAUUCAGCGGCAGUAUCUCAGACUUCACCGAACUGCCAGAUCUCAUCGAGACCGCGACCGACUUGAUGGGCCUCAAUGCAGCUUCCAACGGCUCUCAAGAUCAGAACUCUCCUCGCGCAUUUUCUCGUGAUGUACUGAGUGUCGAGAUCGCGGGCCCGGAACGCCCUCAACUCACACUUGUCGACCUUCCUGGCCUGAUCCUGUCGGCUACUAAGGAUCAGACAGAGGCGGACGUGAAGCUCAUUCACUCUCUUGUCGGAGACUACAUCAAGGAGAAGCGCACCAUCAUGCUCGCCGUCAUCUCUGCCAAGGACGACUACGCCAACCAAGGCAUCCUCACCAAGUGCAAGGAGGUCGACAAGGACGGUAAGCGUACUCUGGGAAUCAUCUCGAAGCCAGACUACUUGCGGCCCGGCUCUGCAAAUGAAAAGACAUGGAUCAAUCUUGCUCAGAACAAUGACAUCUACUUCGAGCUUGGCUGGCACAUGUUGAAGAAUCGAGCGGAAGACGAGAUAGAUACAUCCUUUGAAGCACGCAACUGGUCCGAGCGUGCUUUCUUCAGCACUGGAGGAUACCGCGAGUUGCCAGAGAGCGAUAAGGGAGUCUCGUCGCUUCGCACCAAGCUAUCGAAGCUGCUAUUCAAGCAUUUGAAGAAAGAGCUUCCCAAUCUUCUGGGCGAGCUCAAGGCCAAGCACGCCCAUACUAUAGCAGCCCUCGACGCCCUGGGCGAGAAGCGAUCGACGGUUGCCGAGCAGAAACGUUUUCUGAUGGGCAUUGCCACUUCAUAUCAGGCCAUCGUGUCGAGCGCUGUCGAUGGCCACUACGAACACACCUUCUUCGGUCCGAUCGACAUUGACAACAGUGUCGAAGAUUUGUCCAACCUUCGGCGUCUCCGCGCUGCGGUCCAAUAUCUGAAUCUGCAAUUUGCGAGCCAGAUGCGUCAGUAUGGCCACAAGUAUCGGAUCUGGAGCACGGAAAGUACCGCCGGCACCAACUCGCCAAAUGACUUGCCCGAGCCAGAUCUUAUCGAAGAUUACGCAGCUGUGAAGGACCUUCAAGAGACUCGUCUGCGGGACGAAGCCGUAGAUUGGGUCAAGCAGAUUCUCGUUCGAACUCGUGGCCGUGAGUUAGCUGGCAACUUCAACCCUCUGCUGAUGUCCCAGCUGUUUCGGGAACAGUCGGAGAAUUGGGAGGCAUUCGCUGCCUACCACAUCGAUAAAAUCGCUACACUGUGUGCCGCUGUCGUCAAGGCUGCGAUAGAUGAGGUCGUUUCCGAAGAUGUAUCGGCGAAGCUACAGGGUGAGAGAGUAGACCCGACUAUGAGGCAGCGUCAGGCGAAUGCUAAAGCAGAGCUACAUCAGCUGAUUCAGGACAAGCUUCGUCAGCCUAUUACGUACGAUCCCUCUUACACAGCACAUGUGCAAGAAGCCCGCGCUCAGAAGACAAUGGCCAGGAUCCGAGCUUUGAUGGAUCAGGCCAAGGUGGAAGUCGAUGUAGAAGAUGGUGGGAAGCAAACGCUCAUUAAUGCUGAGCUCCUUACCAAUGGAUUGAAGGAGGCCACUGAGCUCGACAUGGACAAGAUAUCGGCGGAGGACGCACUGGACAGCCAGCUGGCCUACUACAAGGACAAGGUACGCUACUUCAUCACUGCCGUCACCGACCAGGUCAUCGAGCGUCACCUCCUGCACAACCUUGCGCAGGACACAUUGUCUCCACUGAUGAUCAACGACAUGGCCGACCGCGAAGUCGAAUAUUUCGCAGCCGAGGCCGAAGACGUCACGCACAAGCGCGCUCACCUGGAAGGACACAAGAUCAUUCUCGAGAGGGGACAGAAAGCCUUUCGCGAUGCCAUGGGCUCUUACUGA